This is a messenger RNA of Penaeus indicus, 3723 nucleotides long. RefSeq names its product myosin heavy chain, muscle-like. The annotation marks the transcript as partial. The transcript is spliced from 17 exons. Gene Ontology annotation, molecular function: ATP binding; microfilament motor activity; actin filament binding. Gene Ontology annotation, biological process: sarcomere organization; muscle contraction. Gene Ontology annotation, cellular component: cytoplasm; myosin filament; myosin II complex. NCBI's taxonomy places the organism in Eukaryota, Metazoa, Arthropoda, Malacostraca, Decapoda, Penaeidae. The record is from RefSeq and is a predicted model, not a curated record.
AUGCCUGGCCACGUCAAGAAGAGCACGGGUCCCGACCCCGAUCCCUCUGAAUACCUCUUCAUCUCGCACGAACAGAGGCGUAAAGAUCAGUCGAAACCUUAUGAUCCUAAGAAGUCCUACUGGUGUCCUGAUCCUGAUGAGGGUUUCGUCGAGAGUGAGCUUCAAGGUGCCAAGGGUGACAAGUUGGUUACAGUUAAGCUUCCUAAUGGCGAGAUGAAGGACUUCAAGAAGGAGCAGGUUGGACAGGUUAAUCCUCCCAAGUAUGAGAAGUGUGAGGAUGUGUCCAAUUUGACUUUCCUUAACGAUCCCUCAGUCUUCUACGUCCUCAAGGCCCGUUACCAGGCCAAGCUCAUCUACACCUACUCCGGUCUCUUCUGUAUCGCCGUCAACCCCUACAAGCGUUACCCCAUCUACACCAACCGUGCCGUCAAGAUCUACAUGGGCAAAAGGCGUAAUGAGGUUCCCCCUCAUCUCUUCGCCAUCUGCGACGGCGCCUAUCAGAACAUGAGCCAAGAUCGUCAGAACCAGUCUAUGCUUAUUACCGGUGAGUCAGGUGCUGGUAAGACUGAAAACACAAAGAAGGUGUUGUCUUACUUCGCUAACGUAGGCGCCACCGAAAAGAAAGAAGGCGAGAACAAACAGAACUUGGAAGACCAGAUCAUCCAGACCAAUCCCAUCCUUGAGGCCUAUGGUAACGCCAAGACCACCCGUAAUGACAACUCAUCUCGUUUCGGUAAAUUCAUCCGCGUUCACUUCGCUCCCAACGGCAAGCUCUCUGGCGCUGACAUCGAGGUCUACCUGCUGGAGAAGGCUCGUGUCAUCUCCCAGUCCCCUGCCGAGCGAGGCUACCAUAUCUUCUACCAGCUCAUGUGCGACCAAAUUGACUACAUUAAGAAAAUAUGUCUCUUGUCCAACGACAUCUACGACUACCAUUAUGAGUCCCAGGGAAAGGUCACCGUCCCAUCCAUUGAUGACAAAGAGGACAUGCAGUUCACUCAUGACGCUUUCGAUAUCCUAAACUUCUCAAACGAAGAGAGGGACAACUGCUACAGGAUCACUGCUUGUGUCAUGCACCAUGGUAACAUGAAGUUCAAGCAGAGAGGUCGUGAGGAGCAAGCUGAGCCCGACGGCACUGAGGCUGGAGAAAUUAUUGCCAAACUUCUCGGUGUUGACGCCGAGGAGCUCUACAGGAACUUCUGUAAGCCUAAGAUCAAGGUCGGUGCCGAGUUCGUCACCAAGGGUAUGGGCGUCAAUGCUGUCAACUACAACGUCGGUGCCAUGGCCAAGGGCCUCUUCUCGCGUGUGUUCUCAUGGCUCGUCAAGAAGUGUAACAUGACACUUGAAACUGGCCAGACCCGUGCUAUGUUCAUCGGCGUGCUUGAUAUUGCCGGCUUCGAGAUCUUCGAUUUCAACGGUUUCGAGCAGAUCUGCAUCAACUUCUGUAACGAGAAGUUGCAACAGUUCUUCAACCAUCACAUGUUCGUUCUGGAACAAGAAGAAUACGCAAAGGAGGGUAUUGUCUGGCAGUUCGUCGACUUCGGUAUGGAUCUGCAGGCUUGCAUUGAGCUUUUCGAGAAGAAAAUGGGUCUCCUCUCCAUCCUCGAGGAAGAGUCCAUGUUCCCCAAGGCUACUGACAAGACCUUCGAGGAGAAGCUCAACAACAACCAUCUCGGAAAGUCUCGCUGCUUCAUCAAGCCCAAGCCUCCAAAGCCCGGCCAGCCUGACAACCACUUUGCCAUCGUUCACUACGCUGGUACUGUGUCCUACAACCUCACUGGCUGGCUUGAGAAGAACAAGGAUCCUCUCAACGACACCGUCGUCGACCAGCUCAAGAAGGCCUCCAACGACCUCACAGUCGAGAUCUUCGCUGAUCAUCCAGGCCAGUCCGGUGAUGCAGGCGGCAAGGGGAAAGGUGGCAAGCAGCAAACCGGCUUCAAGACUGUAUCUUCCGGUUACAAGGAUCAGCUUAACAACUUGAUGAAAACGCUCAACGCCACUCAUCCUCACUUCAUCCGCUGCAUUGUGCCCAACGAAUUCAAGAAGCCUGGUGAAGUCGAUGCUGGCCUCAUCAUGCAUCAGCUGACCUGCAACGGUGUACUUGAGGGCAUCCGUAUUUGCCAGAAGGGAUUUCCCAAUAGGAUGCCGUAUACUGACUUCAAGCAGCGCUACAACAUCCUGGCUGCUCAGGAGAUGAUCGAGGCGAAAGACAACAAGAAGGCUGCAGAAGCUUGCUUCCAAAAGGCCGGUCUUGAUCCUGAAUUGUAUCGCUGCGGUAACACUAAGGUGUUCUUCCGUGCCGGUGUACUAGGUAGACUCGAGGAGAUCCGUGAAGACCGCGUGGUCCUGCUCCUCACCUGGUUCCAAGCAUGGGUUCGUGGCUACAUCAGCCGCAAAUUCUACUCCAAGAUGCAGAAGCAGCGCACUGCCCUCAUUGUCAUGCAGCGCAACCUCAGGAAGUUCAAAAUCAUGCGAUCCUGGCUCUGGUACGAGCUGUGGAUUAAGCUCAGACCCAGGCUCUCUGCCAGUCGAGCUGAGGAUGAGAUGGCAAAACUCGAAGACACUGCCAAAAAGGCGGAGGCCGAAUACGAAAAGGAGGUUAAGGUCCGCCAAGAACUUGAAGUCAAGAACGCUGCUCUUCUUGAGGAAAGAGCUGAGCUCAUGCUGGCUCUGGACUCUUCCAAAGGUGGUAUGUCCGAGUACAUGGACAGGCAAGCCAAAAUGCAGGCACAGAAAGGAGAAAUUGAGGCACAACUCAACGAAACACUGGAACGCCUUCGCAAAGAAGAAGAAGCUCGCAACCAGAUUGCCAAUGGCAAGAAGAAGUGCGAACAAGAGGUUGCAAAUCUUAAGAAGGAACUCGAGGACCUUGAGCUAACUGUACAGAAGGGUGAACAGGAUAAAGGCACUAAGGAGGAACAAAUUCACAAUCUCAAUGAGGAGAUUGCCCACCAGGAAGAACUCAUUACUAAAGUUAACAAGGAGAAGAAACACCUUCAGGAAUGCAACCAAAAGACUGCUGAGGAUAUCCAGUGUAUUGAAGAUAAGUGCAACCAUUUAAGCAAGAUGAAGACUAAGUUGGAGUCCACUCUUGACGAACUUGAAGAUUCUCUUGAGCGUGAAAAGAAGCUUCGCGCUGAAGUUGAGAAGUCGAAGAGGAAGGUUGAGGGUGACCUCAGGCUGACCCAGGAAGCUGUUACUGAUUUGGAGCGUAAUUUCAAGGAACUCGAAGCGGCUGUUGAACGUAAAGACAAGGAAAUUUCUGCCAUUACAUGUAAAAUCGAGGAUGAACAGGCUCUUGUCUACAGGGACCAGAGGCAGAUCAAAGAACUUCAGGCUCGCCUCGAAGAACUCGAGGAAGAAGUUGAACAUGAACGUCAAGCACGCAGCAAGGCUGAAAAGGCCAAGAAUCUCCUCUCUCGCGAACUGGGAGAACUUGGAGAGCGACUGGACGAAGCCGGUGGUGCCACUGCCACGCAGAUCGAGAUCAAUAAGAAGCGAGAGAGUGAACUGGCCAAGGUCCGCCGUGACAUUGAAGAGGCCAAUCUGCAGCAUGAAGCUGCUCUUGCCACUCUCCGUAAAAAGCAUAAUGAUGCUGUAACUGAGAUGUCCGAACAGAUCGAUUAUCUUAAUAAGAUGAAAGCAAGGGCUGAGAAGGACAAAGAUGCCAUGAAACGUGAUGCUGAUGAUUCAAGAGCUUCCAUGGAUACUCUUGCUCGUGACAAG